Papilio xuthus (Asian swallowtail) is the source of this 972-nucleotide messenger RNA. RefSeq lists its product as uncharacterized. The record is from RefSeq and is a predicted model, not a curated record. The transcript has 3 exons. The coding region runs from base 1 to 972 and encodes 323 amino acids. NCBI's taxonomy places the organism in Eukaryota, Metazoa, Arthropoda, Insecta, Lepidoptera, Papilionidae.
AUGAAUUCCGAGUAUCUCUCUGACGAUAUUUUAGAAGAGCACUUUAUAAAAAUCUACCGAUGUUAUCGUCGUGUCGAGGUUGUAUUGGGAUCCUGCAGAGUGGACGUUCGAGACAGAUUCGUGACCGCACCAACUAAAUAUCAAAAAUUUUAUACCAUAGCUUUGGUUGCUAUCUCUACAUAUUUAUAUAUCUGUACAAACAAACUAAUAUAUGAUAACAAAGUCCCAAACCAUUCAUAUUCUUACUAUAUGUAUUUUUGUGUAAUGCUACUAAGCUAUGUUUCAUAUAUAUGCAAUAUUAUACAUGUCCGCUUCGUAAAUUCUGAUGAAAAUUCGCAAUUCUUAGUUCAAUUGCAAAAAGUAGACCGUGUGAUGAAUAUUGAUGGAAAUAAACGUAUGUAUUCAUUUAUAUAUCAUACAAAUGUUCUUACAUUAUCCUUACUUUUGAAGUCAUAUGUAUUACUAUAUGGAAUAUCAUGGUACAAAAAUGUAAGAGAUGCAAUUGAACUUUUGGGUGAAUUUUGCAAUGAAGUGACCUUCGCAAUUGAAAUAAGUCAUUGUGCGAACACGAUUGUAUUCUUUGUUACAAGAUUGAGAUUUUUAAAUUGUAUACUAUUAAACCAUUUACAAAAGGAUGAUAACAAGAACGAAAGCUUUUUUCCAACUAAAAAUGGAAUGCAAUAUAUAGCCGCUAAAACGCACGAUUUUGUAUCAACGGACACUUUUGUUUGUCUGAGAGCAAUAUUAGAUGCGUAUAGUAAAUUUCAAAAACUUUACAGAUUUCAGAUAAUGUGCGUUCAUUACACAGGACCAUUGCGAGAUAAAGCAAAAAAAAUGUUGAAAUUGAUAGAAGAGGCACCGCCGAAAUUCUCUGUUUACGACAUGUGGCAAAUGGAUGUAUUCUUUAUGCUAAAAGUUUUUAACAUUCUCACUACUUAUAUUAUUACUACUUUGCAGUUUGCUCUUCUUUAG